CAACGUCCGUCGUCCACCACAGGCAGCGGCACUCACCUUGGGGGUGCACCUUUUGUCGGGAGGCAUAACAAAUACUCGCAUACGCCGACGAGAGCGCCAUCGUUGACAGCAGAGACAUAGGACCAUCACAGUAUAGCUGUUCCUCUAAGGCCUGAGGAGAAAAUAUCCCACAGAACCACGCUUGUCAUGUCUUCCUCCUCCGGUAUAAUCCGAACAUGCAACCAAAUAUGGGCUGCGUUUCUGGCUGCUGUCGGACGUCUUGACAAGUCGCUUUCGCCUCAAGACACCCUACGCCGCCUUCAGAACCACUCCUGGUCGUAUUCGGAUCUUGUUUACGCAUUCCACAUUGUCCUCGCUACCUUCUGGAUCACCAUCAUGCAGUUCCCAGCAUUCCCCCUCAAGCUCGGCAUCCCCGUGUUAUACGCCGUUCUCCUCCUCAUCCCAUUGACCUCCCAAUUCUUCUUUCGGUUCAUCCCGAUCGCAGCCUGGCUCCUCACAUUUUACUCCUCUCGAUUCAUCCCUGACGAGCACCGUCCGGCCAUCUCCGUGUCCGUGCUCCCAACACUGGAGUCUGUGCUGUACGGUGCAAACAUUUCGGACAUCCUGACUCGUUUCACGCACCCUGUUCUCGAUGUCCUCGCCUGGCUCCCGUAUGGUGUGAUACACUUCACUUUCCCCUUCGUCGUUGGUGCGUUUCUAUGGCUGUUCCGCUCGAAGGAAGCUCUACAUUUCUGGGGCCGCGCCUUCGGUUACAUGAACCUCAUCGGAGUCAUCAUCCAGAUUCUCUUCCCUUGCGCUUCACCUUGGUACGAAGUCAUUUUCGGGCUGACACCCGCUGACUACUCCAUGCUCGGCUCACCUGGCGGUCUCCUACGAAUCGACAACAUCUUUCACUCCCACGGUUACACCAUCACGUUUUCCAACGCACCAGUCAUUUUCGGUGCAUUCCCGUCGCUACACUCCGGAUGUGCUACCAUCGAAGCACUGGUUCUCUCCCAUUUCUUCCCGCAGACGACAAAAUACGUUUGGACCUACGCAGGCGUUCUGUACUGGGCCACGAUGUACCUCACGCAUCAUUACCUGGUCGACGUGGUAGGGGGAUCAUGCCUCGCUAUCGCAUGCUUUUACUGCUUCCUCCCUGAUGAGCUGCGGGGAGCAGGUGCGACCGCGUCAUCCACCGGUAUCUCAAAUGGUGCAACGGGCGGACGGUCGAAGUAUGAGAUCUACGAUCUGGAGUCGCGUGGAGGACGGAAUGGAGGGGUGGACACGACGGAUUUUGAACUCUCGAGCGAAGCAUCAGACGAAGAAGAUAUUGGGAUCGCGUAUCGCUCGCCUGCGAUCAUUCCUACGACUCCUGCCUCGGCGACGCCUUUGAUCGCAAAGAAUCAAGGUCAGGGACGAGGGAGCAUGAAGCAGCCGAAAGGCGCCCCGCCUCGGCGGAAUCACCGUCACACAGCAAGCAUUGCGAGUCUGAUCCGGGCAGAUGACCGGGUGGAGGAUGGGUGGAGUCCAAUAGGAAACAAAUCGUUCGUGUUCCCUCCAACGCCAACGCGUGCUGAAAGGGAUGUGGGCGCGAAGGGGUCAUAGUGGGUACCAGUGUAGACAUAGUCACUACUAAUUGUGUUAAUCUGCCCUUUUUUCUCCGACAAUCUCAUCUCAGGAUUGGAGCGCAAACACUUGUCUCUAUUGCAUCUUUCUCUUUCUAGUCUCUCUUUGUGAAGUCUUUAUUUGCAUGGCAUAUCUUGAUCGUGUCGCUUCCCUCCCUCUGCUUAUUAGUGGACUGACUGUGGUACAGCUGGGACUGACCAUGUCUGGAGCAGAAUUGGAUGGACGUCAUGCAUCGCUAACAUUCCUUGCUAGAUGACAGUGGAUACAUAUAUACCGUUUUUCCGAUCCCGGCCUCCAAGCAUGUGAAGCAGAAAGACAUUAGAUAUCUAGGAAUCUACUUUUCGAACAAUGGCUGCUGCACACUUGCUGUAGACUCUAUUAGCACCUCAGAAUUUUAGAGUUGUGUGCGACCAU
Molecule: messenger RNA, 2022 nt
Organism: Heterobasidion irregulare TC 32-1
Lineage: Eukaryota; Fungi; Basidiomycota; Agaricomycetes; Russulales; Bondarzewiaceae
Exons: 2
Coding region: 187-1587 (466 amino acids)
Biological process (GO): inositol phosphoceramide metabolic process; sphingolipid biosynthetic process
Cellular component (GO): inositol phosphoceramide synthase complex
Molecular function (GO): inositol phosphoceramide synthase activity
Source: RefSeq, a predicted model, not a curated record